This is a messenger RNA of Syngnathoides biaculeatus (alligator pipefish), 3514 nucleotides long. RefSeq names its product alpha-1,6-mannosylglycoprotein 6-beta-N-acetylglucosaminyltransferase B-like. Gene Ontology annotation, biological process: protein N-linked glycosylation. The transcript has 18 exons. Lineage: Eukaryota; Metazoa; Chordata; Actinopteri; Syngnathiformes; Syngnathidae. Bases 393 to 2900 code for a protein of 835 amino acids. Gene Ontology annotation, cellular component: Golgi apparatus. Gene Ontology annotation, molecular function: alpha-1,6-mannosylglycoprotein 6-beta-N-acetylglucosaminyltransferase activity. The record is from RefSeq and is a predicted model, not a curated record.
AACAAAUAGCCGGGAGCCAGCCAGUGUCGGCGCACUCCGGUGGGCGUCUGUUGGCAAGUUCGAGACGUCUUAGCCGAGCUCUGCGCGGACUCGUUCGGAGCAGAAGCUCGCCGACGCGAUCCACGUUCCGUCAUCGCAAAGAAGUUGAAGGACGGAUUUAAAAAAAAAAAAAAAAAAACAACCUCCGGCGACAUCACUUCGGACUCGCCGGACGGCCGCUGAGAUUUAAGGGGGGGAAAAGGCUACAGAUACGAGAGAUUUUGUGGAUAAAACUUUGCACAUUUCCAGCUGGGACACUUGAAAAGGUUUAACUGAGACUUGGCCAACAUGUGCGGUGAGCUCACCGCGGCCGGGAGCUCGGCGUCCAUGUCAGGGGUCGCUCGUUUCGGGAAAUGAUGACUGGCAGCACCGACGGCAAAAUAAUGCUCAGAAGAUGGCUCGUCACCUUCAAGCCGUUCAGGAUAUUCGUGGUGGGGAUAGGCUUCUUCAGCCUGUGCUUUCUAAUGACUUCUCUGGGGGGGCAAUUUUCAGCCAAGAGACUUGGGGACUCCCCCUUCACCAUCCGUACAGAAGUGCUGGGAGGUGUGGAGUCACGCGGUGUGUUGAGGAAGAUCAGUGACAUGCUGGAGGUGAUUCUCAAGCGAAUGGACAACCUCGCCAAGCUGGACAACGCCACCGCCGCAGACACGCGACGCCUGGACGAGCUCAGCUCUGCAAUCAACAAGUUUCAACCAGCCGGCCUGAUGGAGAUGAUCCAGACUAUUGCCCAGAAUGUUUCGAACAUGGCGGUCAGAGUGGAGCAGAUACUGCAAACCAGCAUCAUGCAAGGCAAAGCGGUGAGAGACGGGACAUCAAGCCAGUGCGACGUACCCAAAGACCCCCGCUACCCGGAGUGUCCCGGAAAAGUAGACUGGAUGCGAGCACGCUGGACCUCCGACCCUUGCUACGCCUUCUACGGUGUGGAUGGCUCCGACUGCUCCUUCCUGGUCUACCUGAGUGAGGUGGAGUGGUUCUGCCCCCCGCUGGCCUGGAGGAAUCACAGCAGCCAACCCAGCCCCCAGCACGUCUACCAGGCCAAGGGCACCAAGAGGCCUGCGGCCUUCCGCACCGAUCUGUCCAUGCUGCUCGACCAGAUCGGCGCAGGGAAGGAGUCGCUGAGCUUCAUGAAGCGCAGAAUCCGCCGUCUUGCGCCGCAGUGGGCGACGGCUGCCAACCGCCUCGACGCUAAGCUGGCGCACCGCUGGAGGGACCAGAAGAAGAUCUUAAUCCACGUGGGGUUCCUAACAGAGGAGUCCGGCGACGUUUUCAGCCCCAAGGUCCUCAAAGGGGGUCCUCUCGGAGAGAUGGUCCAGUGGGCCGACAUCCUCACCACGCUCCACGUUCUGGGACACAACCUCAAGAUCUCCAUGUCUGUCAAGGAGCUCCAGAGCUUCCUGGGCGUCCCCCCCGGCAGAGGCAGUUGCCCACUGACUGGCCCUCUGCCCUUUGACCUCAUCUAUACGGACUACCACGGCCUGCAGCAGAUGAAGCAGCACAUGGGGCUCUCGCUCAAAAGACACAAGUGUCACAUCCGAGUGAUCGACACCUUCGGGACGGAGCCAGCGUACAACCACGAGGAGUACGCCACCCUGCACGGCUACCGGACCAACUGGGGCUAUUGGAACCUGAACGCCAGGCAGUACAUGACCAUGUUCCCUCACACGCCAGACAACUCCUUCAUGGGGUUCGUGUCGGAGGAGCUGAACGACACGGAGAAGGCGAGCAUCCGGCGCAGCAAAGUCAGCAGCAUGGCGGUGGUGUACGGGAAGGAGGCCAGCAUGUGGAAGCUGGAUGUACUGUGUGUGAUGUCCAGCGGUGAAUAUUUACCAAGUUGUUUUGUCCCUUUGUCACGUUGCAUCCGUCUGCUCGGACACCAGCUUCAGGGCAAAGAAGGUUUCCUGCAGAUUCUCCACAAGUACAUGGAGGUCCACGGCACGGUGUACUACGAGACGCAGAGACCCCCAGAGGUCCCGGCCUUCGUCAAGAAUCACGGCCUGCUGCCCCAGCACGAGCUGCAGCAGCUGCUGCGCAAAGCCAAGCUCUUCAUCGGCUUCGGUUUUCCGUACGAAGGCCCUGCCCCCCUGGAAGCCAUCGCCAACGGCUGCGUCUUCCUGCAGCCAAAGUUCAAACCGCCUCACAGCUCGCUCAAUCACGAGUUCUUCAAAGGGAAGCCCACGUCCAGAGAAGUGUCGUCGCAGCAUCCGUACGCGGAGCAGUACAUCGGCAGUCCUCACGUCAUGACGGUGGACUACAACAACUCUGUGGAGUUUGACGCCGCCAUCCGAGAAAUCAUGCGGACCAAGGUUGAGCCGUACCUGCCGUACGAGUACACAUGCGAGGGCAUGCUGGAGCGAGUGCACGCCUACAUACAGCAGCAGGACUUCUGCGCCCCCGAGCCGCCGUUCGUCCCCGCCAACGUGUCCAGACGAGGCUCCGCUGGCGGCGGCCCGACGAGGCCUCUCUUUGUGCCCCGGGCCAACUCCACAGGCCUGGGCUGGGCGCCCGACGCGGCCCCCCCGCCCGCCGCCUGGCCCCCGCUCAGCUCGCUGCGGCUGCUGGUGUCGCAAGAGGGCGAGUCGUGCGUGGGGGCGUGCCGGGGCCACGGCCUCAUCUGCGAGCCCGCUCACUUCCGCUUCAUCAACAACAAGGAGGCUCUGCGCAGGUUGGAGGUUCAGUGUGAAGUUCUGGACUCCGAGAUGAACCACAUCCUCCCGGCCUUCUCCGUGUUGCGGCGCGAGUGCGGGCUUCAGCGCGAUCCGCUGCUCUUCAGCUGCGCCGGCCAGUCCCCCAAAUACAGGCGCCUGUGCCCCUGCAGGGACUUCCGGCGCGGCCAGGUGGCGCUGUGCAGGGACUGCCUCUGACGGCGGCGGCGCGUACUCGGGCGGGAGAACCGGCGGCGAGGCAGGCAAACGAGCGCCCUCACCUGAGAGCGCAAGGGCGGCGGCCUCCGUUGCGGAAAAGGAUGAAAGAGUUCCGCCGGGGCACGACACGACGGGGCUUCCUGCGGGCGUCGGCGAAGCCGUCGGGAGCGUAGCCCGCCCCCCGGAGGACAGUUGAAGAACAUACCUGCUCAUUUUGAGGACCCCGGAGGGAAAAAAGGCUGCGGUGUCAUUCCCUCCCCGGACUUGGAGGCCAGCUCGGUUCAAUAUCCAAUCUCCUCUCAGCGAGCAAACAAAGGGGAGACAGACAAGGGGGGGGAGUUAUCGCCGGGGCUGCCACCCCACCCCCCUGCCGCCGCACCCACCCCACGGAGUCAUUUAUCAGACCAAACUGCCCCCGAGUCGGAGGCAACAUCGCUCAAUGUAAUCAUCCGUGCUCACAAAAGGCAGGAAAAGGAGCAGAGAGGAUACAGAUAAAGGCCACAAAAUUAUUUUUCAAUGAAUACGCUCAAGUGGAUUUUUCAGAGUCCUCGGCGGGCGGCUGCCUGACGGAGGAGACGUCACCAAAUAAAAAGAUCAUCAUGGAUCAAAGCCGC